GCGGACGAGGAUACAUCUCCUUUGCCUCUUCCAAACGCUGAUUCUACCAAUAACGUGCCCCCAUCACUUGAUCAAUGUAUUGGUCAUUUAGCGUCUGCCCAGGUUUCUGGCCCGUCAGAUCCCAGCAACUCUAGUUUGGCCAAAGUUAGUCCUGUCUCCUACGGAGACCCGGCAGGAUCCACAACUUGUGAUUCAUCUCCCAAUACCACAACAUCAUCUACCACAGUUGCUAUAUCUUUAUCCUUGUCUUCAUUCUCGUCUACUGUCAAUCCUCAUCCGUCAGACAGACACUGGGGCUCACACUAUCCCUGGACCGAUGACUGA
Protopolystoma xenopodis is the source of this 324-nucleotide messenger RNA. The record is from the annotation of a GenBank genome assembly. NCBI's taxonomy places the organism in Eukaryota, Metazoa, Platyhelminthes, Monogenea, Polystomatidea, Polystomatidae.